Vigna unguiculata (cowpea) is the source of this 1027-nucleotide messenger RNA. Its product is annotated as glutathione S-transferase F10-like. Gene Ontology annotation, molecular function: glutathione binding; glutathione transferase activity. NCBI's taxonomy places the organism in Eukaryota, Viridiplantae, Streptophyta, Magnoliopsida, Fabales, Fabaceae. Gene Ontology annotation, cellular component: cytoplasm. Gene Ontology annotation, biological process: glutathione metabolic process. The record is from RefSeq and is a predicted model, not a curated record.
ACACUUCAGCAAACCUAUUCCAAAUGCUUUCAUGCUUUCUUCUUCACUGUGCUUUCUUCUUCACGUAAAUGAUUCUUCACGGGCAGUCAGUAUUCUUGCAGAUGGAAAAGUAUGCGAUAAAACAAUGAGUGAACAGCAUUAAAGCACAAGUUGACUGAGAUACACAAACAAAAUGGUGGUGAAGGUGUACGGUCCAAUUUAUGGAUGCCCCAAAAGGGUGGUUGUGUGUCUGAUUGAGAAGGAAAUUGAGUUUGAAGCAGUUCAUGUUGAUCUCUUUAAGGGAGAAAAUAAGGAAGCCCAGUUCCUCAAGUUGCAGCCAUUUGGAUCACUUCCUGUUAUUCAAGAUGGUGAUUAUACUCUCUAUGAAUCUCGUGCAAUAAUCAGAUACUAUGCAGAGAAGUAUAAAGACCAAGGAACAGACUUGUUGGGAAAGACAAUAGAAGAAAAGGGACUAGUGGAACAAUGGCUUGAAGUGGAAGCUCAUAAUUUUCACCCACCAAUCUACGACUUGGUUAUCAACCUUCUGUUUGCCCCAUUAAUGGGUGCUCCAUCAGACCAAAAAGUAAUAGAAGAGAGUGAUAAAAAGCUUGAGAAGGUGCUUGAUGUUUACGAGGAGAGGCUCUCAAAAAGCAAGUACUUGGCUGGUGAGUUCUUCAGCCUUGCUGAUCUUAGCCAUCUCCCAUUUGGCCAUUAUUUGGUGAACCAAACUGGAAGAGGGAAUUUGGUUAGAGAGAGGAAGCAUGUGAGUGCUUGGUGGGAUGAUAUCAGCAAUAGACCAUCUUGGAAGAAGGUUCUUCAACUAUACAAAUACGCUGUUUAGAUGCUUAAUUAACUCUACCCCUGUUUCCAUUAUGGUUCUUCAGUGUUUUCUAAUACCUGCUUGAGAAUAAAUAAAAUGUAGUAGUAUCUUUAGUUUUUGGAUUUAGACCUGUGUUAUGUAUUGUUAUUUACCUGUGUUUCUUGGAUAUGAUAAUGCUUGUACCAGUGUUUCCUGUGUUAUCAGAAAUGUAAAGUUAAGUAUUGUUAU